Messenger RNA from Capsicum annuum, 801 nucleotides. RefSeq names its product cytochrome P450 81Q32-like. The record is from RefSeq and is a predicted model, not a curated record. Gene Ontology annotation, molecular function: heme binding; iron ion binding; monooxygenase activity. Lineage: Eukaryota; Viridiplantae; Streptophyta; Magnoliopsida; Solanales; Solanaceae.
AUAGGGGAAAGGGGCACACAACAGAAGCUCCCAGGGAAUGCAAGAAAAAGAAUAGAAUUUCAAUUGAGAAAAAAGGAGUAGGGGGCCACAGGAUUUUGAUUCAAUAUAUACAGUAAUACAAUAUAGAAAAGGUUUUUUUUUUCUUUUUCCAUUGGGGGAUCUUUCUUCUUCACGGACGCACAAAAAAAAAUUCCAUACACGCACAGCACAAACAGAAUUUCAGUAUUUUACACAACAAUGUAGAACAACUACAUACAACAAUACUAGACGCCCUCCUAAUUUUUGCACACCACUCGCGCACACACAGCUACACACCCGAUCGAAAAAGGGAGAGAGAAACAAGAGAGAUAGACGAAGGGAGUAGCUGAGUGAUUGAGUGAAAAAGCAGAGAGAAAAAUAGAGGGAGAUCGGGAGAGAAAUUAGGCGGAGGCUGGCUAUUCUGGCGAGUUCUCGUCGGAAAAACAUCAUUAUCGCCUGAGUUCAGAUCUGUUCUCUAAUUUCCGACCCGUUUGAGCUCGCCGAAGCUACGGGGGAUGAAAAUCGGCUCCACCUCCACCAAAAUCCCAAAACCUAAAAUACCUUCAUCUGAAUCGGAUGAAAUUCAUUGUAAAACUAGAGAAACAGUAACGGGGAGUACGAUUUCGGAUACGGGUCUCUGUUAUUUCUCGAUUUUGGUUCGGUUUUGGCGAGAAACAGUGAAGGCUUUACCGAGUUGGGGUUCGUCGUUGAGGUUUUCUGUUCGGGAUUUCAAAAUUUGGAUUUUCUUAAAUAUUAUUAUCAAUGGAAAUCAGUCAUCGAAAG